AUGCAAGUUACCGAAAGUCGCGUGUGGGACAUUUGGUGCCGAGAAAUCCGGGACAAAAACAUCGCCGGCGCUACGAGAGGCCUCCGUGUCACGGAAGAAAUUCAGAAGCUAUGGAAUACAGGUGUACUUAAGCUCCGGCGCCGGCUCUCGGGACGCCACGGCGUCUGUGCGCUGACGCGACAGUGGAAAGACCCUGAAGUAGGGCUUUCAGGACAAUUAACUUGGACAAGACUGCCUCAAGGGUUUAAAAACAGCCCAACGCUCUUUGAUGAGGCCUUACAUCGGGACUUAGCUGACUUUAGGGUUCAGCAUCCCACCCUCAUACUCCUGCAAUAUGUAGAUGACCUCCUCCUAGCGGCCACUUCUGAAACUGCAUGCCAACGGGGAACUGAAUCCCUCUUACAGACUUUGGGACAAUUGGACUACCGAGCCUCUGCCAAAAAGGCUCAAAUUUGCCAGACCCAGGUUACUUAUUUAGGCUACCAGCUACGGGAUGGACAGCGAUGGCUGACCCCGGCCAGGAGACAGACUGUGGCCGGCAUCACUGCCCCCAAGAAUGGCCGACAGCUACGAGAGUUCUUGGGGACAGCGGGAUUCUGCCGCCUCUGGAUUCCUGGGUUUGCUGAAAUGGCAGCCCCUUUGUACCCCCUCACUAAACCGGGGGUGCUCUUCCAGUGGGGACCAGAGCAGCAAAAAGCAUUUGAAAACAUCAAACAGGCCUUAUUGUCCUCCCCUGCCUUGGGUCUCCCUGAUAUUACCAAACCUUUUGAACUGUUCAUCGAUGAGAAACAGGGGUAUGCUAAAGGGGUCCUAACACAAAGGUUGGGACCCUGGAAACGCCCUGUAGCCUACCUGUCUAAGAAAUUGGACCCUGUGGCCUCCGGCUGGCCACCGUGCCUAAGGAUGGUGGCUGCUAUUGCUGUCCUGAUCAAGGAUGCUGGAAAAUUGACUUUGGGACAGCCACUCACCAUCCUAGCACCCCACGCAGUGGAGGCCUUGGUAAAGCAGCCCCCAGACCGCUGGCUCUCUAAUUCCCGCAUGACCCACUACCAAGCCUUGUUACUGGAUGCAGAACGGGUUCAGUUUGGGCCCGUAGUCGCCCUCAAUCCUGCCACCUUGCUUCCUCUACCAGAGGAGGCAGAACAACAUGACUGCCUACAAAUCCUCGCAGAAGUACAUGGAACCAGGCCGGACCUAUCGGACCAGCCUCUUCAGAAUGCUGACCACACAUGGUACACAGAUGGCAGCAGCUUCUUGGCAGAGGGAGAGCGAAAGGCUGGAGCUGCGGUCACUACGGAGGACAAAGUAAUUUGGGCAAAAGCCCUGCCUGCUGGUACCUCCGCACAACGGGCUGAACUCAUCGCCUUGACUCAGGCGCUCAAGAUGGCAAAAGGACACCAGAAGGGGCACAACCCAGAGGCACGAGGAAACCGGCUGGCCGAUGCCACGGCGCGAGAAGUGGCCAUGAGCAAACAAAUCUUACCCUUAAAUAGCCCAGACCAACCCACGCCCCCACCAGUGGGACAAACCAGUUGGGUUUAUGCCCAUGAGGACAUAGAGCUCCUAGAAAAAAUGGGGGCCAUCUACCACCCUCAACUAAAACAGUGGGUCUACAAAGGAAAGACAGUUAUGCCAAUAAAAAUGACUUUUGAAUUGAUCUCUUUUUUACACAAAUUAACCCAUUUGGGGUUUAAGAAGAUGAAAACCUUACUAGAUCGGGAAGAGAUAAAUCUGUGGUUUUUGAAUCGGGACAAAGCGAUACAAAAGGUGACUGAGAGUUGCAAAGCGUGCGCUCAGGUUAACCCGGGAAGGACCAUGAUUGGACAAGGAGUUCGUCCUAGGGGACACCGUCCCGGCAUCCAUUGGGAAAUUGAUUUUACUGAAAUUAAACCAGGUAUGUAUGGAUACAAGUAUCUCCUAGUGUUUGUAGACACCUUCUCAGGAUGGGUCGAAGCCUUCCCCACAAAGCACGAGACUGCAAAAAUGGUCACCAAGAAGCUCCUCGAGGAAAUCUUUCCCAGGUAUGGCAUGCCUCAAGCGUUGGGGUCGGACAACGGGCCCGCUUUCGUCUCCCACGUAAGUCAGUUGGUGGCCAAAUUGCUGGGGAUUGAUUGGAAAUUACAUUGUGCCUAUAGACCCCAGAGUUCAGGUCAGGUAGAACGCAUGAAUAGAACAAUUAAGGAGACUUUAUCCAAACUUACGCUUGCAACUGGCUCAAAGGAUUGGGUGACCCUCCUUCCCCUAGUUCUCUAUCGGGCCCGGAAUACCCCGGGCCCCCAUGGUCUAACUCCUUUUGAAAUAAUGUAUGGAGCACCACCCCCAUUUGUCCAUUUCUUUGAUUCAAACAUUGCUGAUUUCACUGACAGCCCUUCUCUGAGGGCCCAUUUACAGGCCCUACAGAUUGUGCAGAAAGACGUCUGGAGACCUUUGGCCGCUGCUUACCAGGACGAGCUUGAGCAUCCGGUGGUGCCACACCCGUUCCAGAUUGGAGACACCGUGUGGGUGCGCAGACACCAGACCAAGAAUCUCGAGCCACGGUGGAAAGGACCCUACACCGUCCUCCUGACUACCCCGACCGCCCUAAAGGUAGACGGAGUCGCGGCUUGGAUCCACGCAUCACACGUCAAGGCAGUCCGGUCUGAGGAAUUGACUAAUCACAACACUACACCCCAGACAUGGAGAGUUCAGCGCACUCCAAACCCCUUAAAGUUAAAACUCCUACGUGGCUCCUCCUAGUCCUUUUGUGGCCUAGAGUCAGUGGGGGAAUAAGCCCCCACCACAUUUAUAACAUUACCUGGAUAGUCACUAAUCUCAUGACAGGAAGGCUGGCUAAUGCUACCUCCGUAAGGGGGACACUGGCCGAUGCCUUCCCUCCCUUAUACUUUGACCUUUGUGAUGUGAUAGACUACAAGUGGGAGCCUGGCACUACCCAUAAUUGGCAUCCCUCAACCACCUACUAUGGUUGCGGUCCGGCUUCCCACAGCAAAGAGAUCUACGUUUGCCCUGGACACAGAGUGAGCCGGCAGUGCGGAGGGCCGGGGAGUGGGUACUGUGCCCAGUGGGGAUGUGAGACUACUGGGGAUGCGUAUUGGAAGCCAUCCUCAUCUUGGGACCUGAUAACUCUGAAACGAGACGGUCGGCCUCCUUACACCUUGUGUAAACGGGACGCGAAAUGCAAUCCCCUCGUCCUCCACUUCACCGACUCAGGUAGAAGAGCGACCUGGGACGGGCCCAAAUCUUGGGGCCUGCGCUUAUACGUCACAGGGACCGAUCCGGUGGGUCUGUUCUCUCUAAAUAGACAAGUCUCUCCCCUGGCCACUCGACCCAUUGGACCCAACCCAGUUCUACCAGAUCAGAAGCCUCCCUCGCUCCCGGCA
This is a messenger RNA of Rattus norvegicus (Norway rat), 3377 nucleotides long. Lineage: Eukaryota; Metazoa; Chordata; Mammalia; Rodentia; Muridae. The record is from RefSeq and is a predicted model, not a curated record.